Messenger RNA from Microplitis demolitor, 1551 nucleotides. RefSeq lists its product as uncharacterized. The coding region runs from base 1 to 1551 and encodes 516 amino acids. Gene Ontology annotation, biological process: DNA replication. The transcript is spliced from 4 exons. The record is from RefSeq and is a predicted model, not a curated record. Lineage: Eukaryota; Metazoa; Arthropoda; Insecta; Hymenoptera; Braconidae. Gene Ontology annotation, molecular function: DNA-directed DNA polymerase activity; DNA binding; nucleotide binding.
AUGAAGCCGCUUACUAAACAGCAGCAAGAGACACAUGAUCAGGCAACUGUUUGUCAUAUUUGCGAAAAAAUAAUUACUACAAAUACAGAUAAGUGUUAUGAUCACUGUCAUUUCACUGGAAAUUAUCGCGGUCCAGCUCAUAUAUCUUGUAAUGUCAAUUAUGCAAAGUCUCAUGUUAUACCCAUAAUAUUUCACAAUUUAUCCGGCUAUGAUUUACAUUUUUUAAUUAAAAGUCUGGCUACAUUAAUUAAAGGUGAUGUAACUUUACUACCAAUUAAUAAAGAAAAAUAUAUAUCUUUCACAAAAUCAAUAGAAAAUACUUCAGUGACAUUACGAUUCAUAGACUCAUUCAGAUUUAUGGCAUCAAGCCUUGAAAAAUUAGCUUCAUAUCUUGGUGAUGAUGAAAAGCUUAUUACAAAAAUUCAGUAUCCUGAUCCGGAUGAAUUAAAAUUAGUUACGCGCAAAGGCAUAUUUCCGUAUGAAUAUAUUUCAAGUAUUGACAAACUUGAUGACAAACAAUUGCCUGAUCAAGUAUCAUUCUUCUCAAAGCUAACAAAUGAAAGUGUCUCUGAUGAGGAUUAUUUUUUUGUUCAGCUAGUCUGGAACAAAUUUAACAUCAAAACACUGGGAGAGUACUCAGAUUUAUAUCUUAAAGCUGAUGUACUUCUUCUAGCGGAUGUGUUUGAAAGUUUUAGACGUAGCUGCUUUGAAACUUAUAAUCUUGAUCCACUACAUUACUAUACUGCUCCCGGUCUGUCCAAUGAUGCAAUGUUAAAAUACACUGGUGUGGAACUUCAGCUUUUAACUGAUCUUGAAAUGGUACUUUUUAUUGAGAAAGAAAUCAGAGGUGGAGUAUCUCAGUGUACAAACCGAUAUGCUGCUGCUAAUAAUCGGUACAUGGGUGAAGACUUUGAUCCAAGCAAAGCUGAAUCUUACUUGAUGUAUUAUGAUGUAAAUAACUUGUAUGGUGCAGCUAUGAGCAUGCCACUGCCGACGGGAUAUAUAUUAGAAGUAGAUUUAGAGUAUCCUGAGGAGUUACAUGAACUUCACAAGGACUUGCCCUUGUGUCCUGAGCACUUUGUACCGCCAGGAUCCAAACACUCAAAAUUAUCAACAACUUUAAAAUUAGCAAAAAAUGAGUUUGAAAAAAGUUUUUAUAAACUAAUGAACAACGCUGUAUUUGGUAAGACUAUGGAAAAUGUAAGAAAGCACAAAGAUGUGCAAUUGAAAACUGAAUGGGAGGGUAGAUUUGGCGUCAAAGAAUUGAUACGUAAGCCAAAUUUCCAUAGUCUUACCAUGUUUGAUAAAGAUAUGAAUUUUAAAAACGAUGAGUCGAAAUUAAUGUAUACUGACACAGACAGUCUCAUCUAUCAUUUUACUGUGCCGGAUAUCUAUAAACUCAUCAAACGUGAUAUCUCAAAGUUCGACACCUCUGACUACCCUGAAGAUAAUGUAUAUAAUAUGCCAUUAGCUAAUAAAAAAGUCCUGGGUCUAAUGAAGGAUGAAAAUAAUGGUGAAAUCAUGAUUGAAUUCACUGCACUUCAGGGCUAA